Brassica napus (rape) is the source of this 1483-nucleotide messenger RNA. RefSeq names its product probable protein phosphatase 2C 67. The coding region runs from base 113 to 1204 and encodes 363 amino acids. The record is from RefSeq and is a predicted model, not a curated record. Gene Ontology annotation, biological process: protein dephosphorylation. Lineage: Eukaryota; Viridiplantae; Streptophyta; Magnoliopsida; Brassicales; Brassicaceae. The transcript has 4 exons. Gene Ontology annotation, molecular function: protein serine/threonine phosphatase activity; cation binding.
UAUUAUAUAUAUGGUCACUUCCUCAAAGUUUAAACUCACAAUUCACAACCAACACUUCUACAACUUGUUAUCACUUCUAAUCUCUAAGUCUUAAUUAUCUGUAUAUAUUACGAUGGUUAAACCCUUUUGGAGAAGUAAGAGCAGUCCCACAAAGAAUAAUGGCUUGACAUGGUACAAAGAUCUUGGCCUUCACGCCUUUGGAGAGUUUUCAACGGCAAUGAUCCAAGCCAACAGUGUGAUGGAGGAUCAGUGCCAGAUCGAAUCAGGUCCAUUGACAUUCAACAACUCGGCAGUUCAUGGCACGUUCGUUGGAGUUUACGACGGUCAUGGAGGUCCAGAGGCUUCCAGAUUCAUUGCAGACAACCUCUUCCCCAAUUUAAAGAAGUUUGCCACAGAGGGUGGAGAGGUUUCAGAGGAGGUGAUGAGGAACGCAUUUGCAGAGACGGAUGAAGAUUUUCUCAUGGCGGUGAAGAAGCAAUGGCGCAAGAACCCACCGAUGGCAUCAGUGGGUUCAUGCUGCUUGGCGGGAGUGAUAUGCAACGGACUGGUGUACAUAGCCAACGCAGGAGACUCGAGGGCGGUGUUGGGAAGAUCUGAGAGAGGUGGUGUGAGAGCUGUUCAGUUAUCAGUAGAGCACAACGCCAACGUGGAGUCUGCGAGGCAAGAGCUAUGGUCAAAGCAUCCUAAUGACCCCAACAUUCUUGUGAUGAAGCACCGGAUGUGGCGUGUGAAAGGGAUCAUCCAGGUCACAAAAUCCAUAGGCGAUGCAUACCUGAAAAGAGCAGAGUUCAACAGAGAGCCGUUGCUGCCCAAAUACAGAGUAGCAGAAGAAAUCACCAAGCCAAUCCUUAGCGCUGAUCCAUCAGUCACGGUUACUCAGCUUAAACCAGAAGACGAGUUCAUGAUUCUUGCUUCAGAUGGGCUUUGGGAGCAUCUUAGCAACCAGGAAGCUGUUGAUAUUGUACAUACUUCCCCGCGCCAAGGAGUAGCAAGGAGGCUACUCAAAGCUGCAUUGAAGGAGGCAGCAAAGAAAAGAGAGAUGAGAUACUCAGACCUGAAAGAGAUCAAUCCUGGUGUUAGAAGACAUUUCCAUGACGAUAUAACCGUUAUUGUGGUCUAUCUCGAUCCCCAAAUGGUCCAAGCCAAUGGUUGGGCUUCUCCACUGUCAAUAAGAGGUGGCUACUCAAUGCAUUCUUCAUCAUGAUCAGACACUGUGUGUAAUGACUUGAGGCAAAAGGAAUGUAGGAAGCAGGAGCAUGAAUCACAAGUAGUAUAGCUAGAAUAAUAUUUGAAGUUGAGAGAUCUUUUGAUAUGUUCUUUUUUUUUUAAAAAGAAAACAUAAGUUUAAAUGUACCCCUGUAUGCAGUAACGCAAAUCAUACACGAGGGUACUUGCAAUGCAAUAUCAUCAAUGUCAAUGCUGGUUAAUUUAAAAUUUCAAGUAACUUGCUGCAUAUCAGAAGUAAAACUAAACAUUACAUUCC